GGCCGGUCAGCCUGAAGGAGAAGGAGAAGAAGAAGAAGAGGACGGAAGUGGUGCGUAAAACUACCUUCAGUGCAAUGUCCGGACUCCUCGGAAAAACAAAUAAACCAGUGAAAAUUAGGAGUUGCAAUGACAAUAAAAAGUAUGGAGUUGCGGCCCAAAACCUGAAGGAGUUGCUUAAAAAAGCCUGCGAGAAAUUACAGUUGCCAUCUUCUGGUGCGCACAUCUGUUUGUAUUCGGAUGGGACCAUCUUAACGGAGGAAUUCUUCCAAACUCUGCCGGACAACACUGAACUCGUUCUUCUGUGCAGAGAUCAGGCAUGGAGUGGAGUUGUGUCCGACAUCGGCCGCUUACUGAGCCCAGACCGGCAUGCAGAUGCCCUCAUCGAAGCGGCGAAAGGCCUCCUCUCUGACGAGCGGUCCCCUAAGAGGCGGAAGGUCCUGACGGACCUGCUGCUCAACCUGGAGGACAAAUGUGAUGCGGAGGAGAGAGAGCAUGAUGAAGACUGGUUCAGAGGUGUUGACCCUCGAUUCAAGACCAAGUCCGCCUACAUGAAGUUCAACUGCGGGAGCAGGAUACGAAGCUACAUGAAGGAGGUGGACGCCGCCACCAAAAGCAUCCAGGGGGCCGCAGUCAGGGCGGAGUAUCUGAAAACAACCAAAGGCCUGGCGGAAAUGCUGAAGUCGGCGAAGAACAACGGCGGCUACUUUGACAGGACGGAGAAGGAAGCCCAUCGCCUGUGUACUCAGGCGGGCUGGUUCACCUGCCAGGGAUCAUUUGAGCAAGAGGUGUGCCAGUCCUUCCACUCCAUCAACCCCUACAGCAGCCGGGAGAGCAGGAUCGUCUUCAGCACCUGGAAUCUGGACCACAGGAUUGAGAAGAAGAGGACCAUCAUUCCCGCCCUGCUGGAAGCUCUGCAGAGUCACAAGAGCGAAGAAGUCAACCUGGACUACUUCUACCACAUGCUGUUCACCCGGGAAAACCUGAAGCUGGUCCACAUCGUGUGCCACGAGAAGAAAGCUCACGACCUGCAGUGCGACGUCACCAAGAUCUUCAACGCAGGCCCAGACAUACAGAAGGGCAAAGGCAAGAGGCGCUGGUUGUGAAGAUUCACCUCUGCCUUGCAUUUUGGGGGUCGGUUCUGAAGUGUUGCACUGAUAAUGAUGUGAAUGAUUAUAUUAGAGGUGACUGUGGGAAGAGCCAAUCAGCAAAGGGACCUCGCAUUUUUUUUAAACCAGAUUCUGCACCCUGUAUUUUAUGUUGUUUUCUGCUCCUGAACCAGUGAAGCCGACAGAGCUUUGUUAGACAAUCAAACCAAACCAGGAAAUCAUGAAAACCAUUUAUUUCUGUUGGCACAGUGAAGUAGAAAUGCAUGGAUUGAUUUCAGCGCAGCGGUCACUCAGACAGGAAGUUGCAUAGGAGUGAACCGCAUUAGUAAGAUGAGAUUUAGACCCGUUAACCUGAAAUCGUGACUUCUUCAAACAUUUUUAUAGUCCAUGAUUUUGUUUUCCUUGUAUUUUAUGUUUGCAAAUGUGAACCUAGCAGGAACCCAGAGAAACGUAAUAGCUGCAUCAAUAUAUACAUACACAUGUGUUAUAAUGUACAGAUGUGUUGUACAGUAUGUUAAGCAGCUGCCAAAAAAAAGCAUGAAUAUGAGACACUUGGUGAACAAUGACAUUCCUCUCAAACGCUGUAUUUGAUAUUAAAAGCUGUCUAAACG
This is a messenger RNA of Pungitius pungitius (ninespine stickleback), 1717 nucleotides long. RefSeq names its product DNA fragmentation factor, beta polypeptide (caspase-activated DNase) (gene dffb). The transcript has 7 exons. Gene Ontology annotation, cellular component: nucleus; cytoplasm. Gene Ontology annotation, molecular function: DNA endonuclease activity. The record is from RefSeq and is a predicted model, not a curated record. Gene Ontology annotation, biological process: apoptotic process; apoptotic DNA fragmentation. Bases 75 to 1103 code for a protein of 342 amino acids. NCBI's taxonomy places the organism in Eukaryota, Metazoa, Chordata, Actinopteri, Perciformes, Gasterosteidae.